AUGUCUGAUUAUUAGAUUAAAUAUUAGGAAAUCAAAGGGAGUCUAGUACUUCUCUUGUAAUAAAAUAAUUUACUUAAAUAAUAACUCAAAGAAGCAAAUGAAUCAGUUUUAGAAAAAUAAUAUUUAAAAGAAUCAUGGACAAAAGAAGUCUAAAAGGUCUAAAAUACUAUAAAUUAAUUGUCUUAUGAUAAUCAAAGUAAAAUUGAAUUUUACUCUAGAUUUCUAAUAAGAAAAUGAAUAACUCAUUAAAAAUUGUUAAGAGUUUUCUUAUCUUAUUUAAUAAUAAGUUGAUUAGAUUAUAACUCUAAAGGAAUAAAAUGAAAAACUCAUAAUAUAAUUAGAUUAAAGUAGAUAAUCAGAUUUAUAAAAAGAUACUACUAUUAAAUAAUAGAAAGAAGAAUUUAAUAAAUAAUUAGCAUUAUAAUAAUCAUAGCAUUUUGAUGAAAUUAAAAAAAUACAAAGUAUAAUUGAGAAUUAAAGUUAAUUAAUCAAAUCAUUUGAAAAAUUGAAUGAGAUUGAAAAAUUAGACACCUAGAAUUCAUUCUAUUAACAAUAAAUGGUUGUUGAAGAUUAAAUGAUGGAAUUAAGAAAUAGAAACAUCAUUUUAACAAAUAAAAUUAAUGAAGAAAAAUAGAAAUAUGAUUAACUCUUUAAAUAACACAAAGAUGAAAUUCUUAAAUUAUAAGGUGUAAUAAAAGAUUAAAAAGAAUUACUUUCUCAUUAUGAAAAAAUAAUGA
Messenger RNA from Paramecium sonneborni, 737 nucleotides. NCBI's taxonomy places the organism in Eukaryota, Ciliophora, Oligohymenophorea, Peniculida, Parameciidae. The record is from the annotation of a GenBank genome assembly.